UUUUCACAUUGCAGCAGGCACCAAGCAACUAUCUACAAUACAAAAGCACUCCAGGAAGGCAGAUCAAUAUGAAGCCAACAUUCAACAGAUGCAGCAAAGCAAGCAGAAUAUGGCUUCUCUGACCAACGAAGCAGCAGCCAGUUCUUCAUCUUCUUCUCUCCCACUUUCUUCUACUGAUCACCAAAAUCAUUACACAUACGAGGUCUUCCUGAGUUUUCGAGGCGAGGAUACACGCUUUAAUUUUACAGAUCAUUUGUACAACGCUUUGUGUCAAAGGGGAAUUAAGACCUUCAGAGAUGAUAAGCUUAGCAGAGGAGAAGACAUAUCACAAGAGCUCCUCAAAGCAAUUGAGGUGUCCAGAGUUUCAAUUGUCGUCUUCUCUCAAAACUAUGCUUCCUCAAGGUGGUGCUUAGAUGAACUGGUCAAGAUACUUGAAUGCAGAAAAUUCAAAGGCCAGAAGUUUAGAGCUAUUUACUACAAGGUGGCUCCCUCAGAUGUACGACACCAAAGUGGUGCAUUUGGUGAUGCAUUUGCUACCCUUCAAUGUAAAUACAAGGAUAGCAUGGACAAAUGGAAGGCAGCUCUUAAGGAAGCAGCAUAUUUGUCUGGAUGGCCUUUCAAGGAUGACGAGUACGAGUCUAAAUUUAUCAACGACAUUGUUGAGGAGUUGUCCACUCAAGUGAUAAACCCUUCGUAUGACUUGCAUGUCAGCAACCAUCCAAUUGGAUUAAAGUCUUGUAGACAAGCUGUCAACAGUCUUUUAAAAGUCGAGGAAAAUAUUGUUUGCAUGGUAGGCAUAUGGGGGACUGGUGGAAUAGGAAAGACCACAAUUGCAAAAAAUUUGUUUAAUUCUAUUCGCCAUAAGUUUGAAGGUAGUUGUUUCUUAGCAGAGGUUAGAUCAAGAGGCCUAGCCAAACUGCAAGAGACACUUCUGUCUCGUAUUUUAAACUCAACUUUGAAGGUGAGCAGUGUUGAUGAAGGAGUCGAAUUUAUAAAGACAAGGAUGAGGGAAAAAAAAGUUCUCUUAGUUCUUGAUGAUGUGAGUCAUUCUAGCCAAUUACAUAAUUUAGUUCCAUCCCAUGAUUGUUUUGGGCCGGGCAGUAAAAUUCUCAUAACAACAAGAGAUAAACGUUGGCUAAUUGCUCAUCAAGUCAAUGAAGUAUACGAGGUCAAGAUGUUAAAUGAUCAUCAUGCUUUGGAGUUGUUUAGCUUGCAUGCAUUCAAAAGAAAUGGACCUCCAAGCGAUUAUAUGGAACUUGCACAGCAUGUUAUACGCUAUGCCCAAGGCCUUCCAUUAGCUUUGAUAGUUUUAGGCUCUCAUCUAUUUGGUAGAAGCAGAGAUGAGUGGGAAGCUACAUUAGAUAGUUGUAAAAGAGAAGAUCCCCACAGAGAGAUAAGAAACGUUCUCAAAAUAAGUUAUGAUGCUUUGGGAGAAGAUUUAAAAGGAUAUUUUCUUGAUAUCGCUUGUUUCUUUCAAGGUGAGCAUGUAGACCAUGUGAAACCAAUACUAGAAGCUUGCUACGACCUCAAAUCAGUGAUUGGUAUUAAAAAACUCCAAGAAAAAGCAUUGAUACGGAUUGACCAUGAAACUUUGAGGGGUGGUUUUAUUUGGAUGCAUGACUUGAUAGAAGAAAUGGGUAAAGACAUAGUGUAUAAAGAGUCACCUGAUGAACCCGAGAAACGCAGCAGAGUGUGGAGUGAAGAAGAUGUCGACGACGUUCUAACAAAUAAUACAGGAACAGAUAAAGUGACAGGCAUCCGGGUCUCGAGGCGAUCUUCUACGAUAUCUUUGAAUGCUAAAAGCUUCUCAGAGAUGAAAAGGCUUAGAUAUAUUUCUAUUAGGGGGAUGAUGAAAUAUGAAUCCUUUUCUGGAGAUAUUGAUUAUCUCUCCAACCAGUUGAGGUGGCUUGAUUGGCCAGAAUGUCCGUUGCAAUGUUUUCCAUCCAAUUUUCAUGCAAAGAAACUUGUAAAUCUCAAUAUUUCUAGGAGUCACAGAAUCACACGACUAUGGGAGGGGCGUAAGAAUUUUUCAAGUCUAAUACGUAUGAAUUUAAAUGGUUGUACAUCCUUAAAGGAACUCCCAGACUUCAGUGGAAUCCCUAACUUGAAAGAGUUGGAUCUAUCUAAGUGUACCAGUUUAGUUAAGGUUCCUGAUUCUGUUGGAUUGCUUGAUAAGCUUGUUACCUUGAAUGUUGAAAGUUGCUCUAACCUUAUUAUGUUUCCAAGAAAAAUCAACUUGAAAUCUGUAGAAACAAUCUCUAUCAGCUAUUGCAAGCUUGAAGAAUUUUCAGAAGUUGGGGAAGAGAUGGUUUCCUUGAGAAGUUUGAAUCUAAUAGGCACUUGCAUUAAAGAAUUACAUCCGUCCAUUACAAGGCUUAUUAGGUUGGAAGAGUUGGACCUGGCGUACAGUCAAAAUCUUACAACCCUGCCAUAUAAUAUUUAUGAGUUGCAGAAUCUAAAGACUCUUGAUGCGAGUGGAUGCUCAAAACUGGCUGCAUUUCCAGAAAUUCCAGUAAAGAUGGAUUCCUUGAGACAACUCUCUCUUUCAGGCAGUGACAUAAGAGAAUUUGAUGAGUCAAUUGAAAAUCUCAUUGGGCUUGAAUAUUUGGAUCUUCAUGAAUGCAAAAAUCUCACAACUCUACCGUGCAGCAUUUACGGGUUGCAAAAUUUAGGGCGGCUUGAUCUUGGUGAAUGCUCAAAACUUGUCAGAUUUCCAACAAAUACCAAAAUUUUGAAUGUCGAUGGUUGUUCACUAUCACUUCCCAAGCUAUGGAAGUUGGAUAUCAGCGGAUGCACUAGUUUAUCAGAUUGUGAUUUCCUGAUGACUCUUGAUUGCUGGGAAACAUUAGACUUCCUUGAUCUGUCAUUUAACAAUUUUGUUAGUCUUCCUGCUUGCCUCACCAAAUUUGUCAACUUGACGGAGCUUUACUUGGACGGUUGCAAGAGACUCCGAGAAAUUCCGGAGCUUCCACCAAACGUUUACACAUGUGGU
Molecule: messenger RNA, 2992 nt
Organism: Rosa rugosa (rugosa rose)
Lineage: Eukaryota; Viridiplantae; Streptophyta; Magnoliopsida; Rosales; Rosaceae
Product: disease resistance protein RUN1-like
Exons: 4
Biological process (GO): defense response; signal transduction
Molecular function (GO): ADP binding
Source: RefSeq, a predicted model, not a curated record